AUGUCUGCAAGUGCAUCCGAUAUUAUCACUUACAUUGGCGUACCCCUUGCCGUUCUGGGCGUCAUGCCCAUCAUAUACACCUGCAUUCGUGCCCUCCUCAUUCUCCGAUCCAUCCGCCUCGCCCUGGCGCGAAACGGCCAUUCCGACUCUGCCGUAACAAGAGGCAGCAUGAUGUCUGGAAUCGUCGAAGUAGAGCUGCCCCGAUGCACAAUCACCCCUCUUGACCGUGACCAGGACCCCGAGUACUGGGAGUUGAACCCGGAGCGGUCAUUUCUGAAGGGCGGGACCUGGUCGUACUUUCACUGGAAUCGCCUCGUCACGGGCAAGAAACUGUAUCGGAUUCAAUACAAGGAUGAAUUGAGGGUCCCGCAGGCGGAAAUUGAUUUUCAUGAAUUGGUUUCUUUCUUGCUGGAUCGUGGCGCGGUGCCUGACGAGAAUGGAUGGAGUAUGCUGCGGACGAGUGGGUUAUGGACACCGACUGGGACGGUUCUCUUGCGCCCACCCCAGGGAAAGUUUGGUGGUGUGUUGCGCGUUGGAGUUUCGGAUGAUUCCGAUGGAGUGCUAAGUUUGAAAGUUCAUUGGAGCGGUGACUGGGAUUGGCGUAGUAAAGAAUGUCUGCCGCCUUUCUGGAUGAGAAUCAACCAGCCAACUUGGAAUUUAGCUACAAGUACGGGUUUGGAGAAGGAGGAUUACAAGUCUGGUGCCUGCAUUAUCAAAGUGGAGGAAGAAUCGUCGAGCACAGCCGCUGACAGCAAAGUUAUGGUUGCAGACACGCCCGUGGUAGAGGAGACAGAAGUCAAAAGCACAGAAGAUAGCGACGAGGCCGAUAAAAGCACAGAUGCUGCGCCUAUGCCUUCACUUAUUGCUUUGGUCGAAGAAAAAAGAGUUGCGCUACAUGGCGAAAAAAACACUAGUGACAGCAUCAGGUUUCGUCUUGAAGGGGACACCAUUGACCGGAUAUACUUUGAACACUCCAACUCACUCACAUCCAUGGUUCGGGAAAUUAGCUCUACUGGCGAGAUGACCGGUCAAUGGUUUGUGCAUCAUGCAGGAACACGAGUUGCCACACUGGUCGACCCCAAAACCAAGCUUCAGUGA
Molecule: messenger RNA, 1098 nt
Organism: Uncinocarpus reesii 1704
Lineage: Eukaryota; Fungi; Ascomycota; Eurotiomycetes; Onygenales; Onygenaceae
Exons: 2
Coding region: 1-1098 (365 amino acids)
Source: RefSeq, a predicted model, not a curated record